AUGGCGCCCUCUAGUCCCAUCUUCGCCAUGCGCAUGGUGACCUCCAUUCUUUUACUUUCAAGCAUUGCAUACGCAAGCGUGCUUCCGCCCCAUAAGAUUUAUAAUCGACACUUACCCAAUACCAUCAACGUACGCGCGCCCACCGAAGACGCAGCAAUUACACACAAUGUCGACGACGUGGCGAUCGUUGCGAACGAGAAGAAGGACGGCAAGAACUUCUUCAAAGAGCUGGGCAAUUUUCUGAGCGAAUUCGACCCUGUAGAUAUUUUCCGGACGAUUCUUGGUGGGCUUCUCGGAUUAAAAGUUGAUGAUGCGACAAACGGUUCGAGUUCUUCGCCUACGACGACUGUUUCAAUCACACCAACACCCAUAGAAGCAACUUUGUCUACGGUGAAGACUACAUCGACGAAGACGGUCACUACAACUCAGCUGCGGAAGUCUAGCACGAGAGCCGAGCUUGCAUUCUCCAUCUUGCCGAUCUUUCCAACCGAGGAGCCUCUGGAACUUACAGGCCUUGCUCCUACCCGAGUGUUCACGCCACAUCACAUCAUCUUCACGCCAGGGGCGUCUGCAUCAGUGGAUGUAGCAGCGUCGGUCCAUGCAGAAGUUUCUGUCAAGGUGCUGCCAAGUGGGCCUUUCAUCAACACUUCCGCUGGUAUUCCUGCACACAAGCCCACCCCCAUUGUCGUCUUCGACAAUUUCGAAACCUCAGCGACGCCCUUAAUCGAUGAUUUUCUGAGUGCUAUAGAGACAGAUGGGGCCCCAGAUCCAGAGAAUCUACCCGAUCUAAUCGCCACUGCCGCACCGGUCAACGCAACUACUGCACCAAAUGCCACUGCUUCCGGGAUCACCGUAACAUAUGAACCUGAAGAGACUUUCUCCAUUCUUCCUUUCAUCCCACCAGGCGAGGACCUAGCCGAUAACGUCACCAACACAGGGCCAUUUAAUUCAUCCACCGCGCCAAUCACCGCUACUGGAGAAGUCAUCGAGUCAUCCGAACCCGAAGAAACGUUCUCUAUACUGCCAUUUUAUUCGUCAGGUAAGGGCUGGUCUGACAUUUUCAGCCUCCCAGCAACCGUCGAUGAGAUCCCCCCUCUAGAGACAUUUGAAGUGGUUACUACCCCAGUCACUGAUGUUCCGGGAGCGACCUUACUACCAGUUCAGACCGAAGAAAUAUUUUCUAUACUGCCAUUCUAUUCGUCAGGCAAGGGCUGGGCUGAUAUUUUCAGCCUCCCAGCAACCGUUGAUGAGAUCCCCCCUCUAGAGACAUUUGAAGUGGUCACUACCCCAGUCACUGAUGUUCCGGGAGCGACCUUACUACCAGUUCAGACCGAAGAGAUAUUUUCUAUACUGCCAUUCUAUUCGUCAGGCAAGGGCUGGGCUGAUAUUUUCAGCGUCCCAGCGACCGCCGAUGAGAUCCCCCCUCUAGAGACAUUUGAAGUGGUUACUACCCCAGUUACUGAUGUUCCGGGAGCGACCCUACUACCUGUCGAGACUGUUGAGCCAAUGUCUAUCCUUCCCUUCUUUGGGCCAGGCGAGCAUCUAUCCGAUAAUGUUACAAUGCCGACCCCUACCGAACAAGUCCCAGAGCUGCCGAUACCUGUCUUUACUGGUCUCGAAGAGUCCUUGAAUGCUUUUGCAGGGGAGGAUGUGGCCAUUACCAUGCCAGCAGAAGUUGAAGCAAAUACCCCACUGGAGACAGAUGGUCCUGAUUCCAACGACCGCGCGCCUGUUCCACUCCUGGAACUUGUAAAUGGCACCUAUGUGCUGCCAGCGACGAAGAAACCAGACUUUGUUACCCCUGUUCUGUCAUGGCCACCGCCAGGGUUCAACGUCACUGCAAAGCCAGCGGUUUCCACAAGGAGGGGCCCACCCAGAAAGACAUCAUCUAGGAGAAGCGCUCUUCCGACGUGGCCUAACGUGUUUACGCCCCUACGGCCGACGAAGCCUAUCGUUCUCCCACCGCCACUCAUUCGUCCUACAAAUUUCCCCCUCAAUCAAACUUUCUUCGCAAACCAAACAAACGGAGCUGCCAGUGCGGUCGCGAAGUCAUCCCGUCCUCUGAUAUUGACAAACCCGCUUCGUCCUACGGUAGAGGCGCUUCCUCUGCCCAGACCGUUUCCCCUACCUGGACCAAUCCCACCAUUCCCUCUAGCAGGACCAUUUUUCAACAAUACAAGAGGCAUUAGACCCAUCGGGCGACCAACACGCCCAUUUAUCCUGACGGACCCGCUUCGAACAACACCUGAAUCGUUUCCUACCCUUAUCCUUGCGAGCUCGCCCCGUCCUCCCAUUGAGACUUUCGAACCGCUUGAUGCGAGAAGCACCACAACGAGGACUCUCAAGAUCAGGAGUACCACUAUCAAAACUGUGAUCGUAAUGCCAACCCCUGUGGGAGACGUUCCUGAUGUGUCGGUUCUGGGCGUGGAUGUACCUGCGGAUGAGCCAUUGCCUAGUGAUGCGGGUUUCGUGGGCCCGGAAUUCCCGUUUGAUGAGGGUGAGGAUAUUCCUGUCAGCGAGAAUCCGAGGCCAACUCUUCCUAUCAAUGACUUCGACGACCCGGACGUCUCCAACGGCAUUCUAUCGCCUACGGCUACUCUGAUUAUCAACGACUUCGACGAUUUUGAUGUCUCUAGCGAUACUUUGAGGCCGACAAUUGCUCCUAUCCUUGGUGAUGUCGGCGAGUUGGACAUCCCAAGUGAUCUUGUGGAGCCGAGUGCUGCGCCCAUUAUUGAUGACUUUGGCGAGUUUAACUUCUCGGUUGCUCUCUCCGCACCAACACCUGUAGAGACAGAUGUCUCACUACCUGACGUGCCACCAUCCUUCGUGGACUCCCUCAAAACUUUCACCACCAUCGCUAAUGUUCUGCUCCACCCUGGAUUGGGAGUCAAAGCUACUGGAAGUGCGGAACUGGACAUUGCCCUCUUAGAAGACACCACCUUCCCCUCAGACCUCGUCGUCUCGAAGCUACCGCUCUUUACGCCAACGCCCACACCCCGGGACUCCGUGAAACGCCUUGCUGAAAUCUGCGGCGACGGACAAGUAACAACGGUCACGCUUCCCCUGUUGCAGAGUUGGUACGGACCGAAUGCGUACCCUAGUUUGAGGAGUUACCCAGGAUGUGCGCCAGCGAACCCACGACAAGCCAUCCAAGCCCCCGGGCUACUGAACUGCACCGCACUGGGUCGAGAAGUGCAAACAUGCCAGAAAGCAGGGAAACGCGUGUUGCUUGGGAUCCGCGCCGAUGCCCCCUCGGCUGUGAACGGGAAUCUAAAAUGGGGAAGUGCGGAUCCUGGGGUCCUGGGAUUGAAGCUGCCGCUGCCGCUGCCGCCAGGCCCGUUCCUGGGCCGCCCGGGACAUCCGAUUUUUCCGCAGGCUGGGAACUUGACGACGGUGAAGGUGGAUGGGAAGACGGUCCCGGCGCCGAACCUGUUCGAUGCGCUGCAUACGCCUACCGGACUCGCGGCGACUCUGUUCUCCCUCUUUGGCGAGGGCCAUGCUGAGCGUGCGGAUCUAAGGCCGCUGGGUCCGGAUGCGCCGAGCAACUUUAGCUCGGAUAAAAUCAUGUGGGUUGCGAAGCCCCUCGGAGAAGAAGUGGUGGUGGACGGGUUUGAUGUGCGGACGCCGGGGCAAUGGAAGGGAACGCCGCAGGCUGCGCUUGUGGAGAGAUUUGUGAGUUCGUUGAAGGAGAGCGUGGAGAAGGCGUGGAAGGAGGAGGGAGUAAAAGGGGGUUUGAAUGAUCUCGGGGUAGAUGGGCCGGGGGAGGUUGUCAGUGGGUAUAUUUGA
Molecule: messenger RNA, 3786 nt
Organism: Didymosphaeria variabile
Lineage: Eukaryota; Fungi; Ascomycota; Dothideomycetes; Pleosporales; Didymosphaeriaceae
Exons: 2
Coding region: 1-3786 (1261 amino acids)
Source: RefSeq, a predicted model, not a curated record